Molecule: messenger RNA, 1212 nt
Organism: Quercus robur (English oak)
Lineage: Eukaryota; Viridiplantae; Streptophyta; Magnoliopsida; Fagales; Fagaceae
Product: SPX domain-containing protein 1-like
Exons: 3
Coding region: 165-1025 (286 amino acids)
Biological process (GO): cellular response to phosphate starvation
Source: RefSeq, a predicted model, not a curated record
ACUUCGCUCGCUCGCUCUCUCUAUCUUCUGCUCCUUCCUUUCAAUUUUCCCUCAUUUUCCUUCGCAUUCUCUUUCCUUUUUUUUUUUUCUUUUCUUUUUUCUCUCCAACCAAACACAAACACACACACACACACACACUCUUUUUUUUUUUUUUUUUUCUAGAAAUGAAAUUCGGGAAGAGUUUGAGCAAUCAGAUCGAGGAGACGCUACCUGAAUGGCGAGACAAGUUCUUGUCCUAUAAGGAGCUCAAGAAGAAGCUGAAGCUUAUUGAGCCUAAGAGUGGCGGCGAGAGGCCUAGCAAGCGCGCCAGGCUCGACUCCGGCGACGCUGCGGAAAUCGGCGCCGGAGACGGCAUGUCCAAGGAGGAGAUCGAUUUCGAAACCUUGCUCGAGGACGAGCUCGAGAAAUUCAACUCCUUCUUCGUCGAGAAAGAGGAGGAAUACAUUAUCAGAUUGAAGGAGUUACAAGAUAGGGUGGCAAAAGCAAAGGAUUUUAAUGAAGAGAUGAUAAAAAUUCGGAAGGAGAUUGUGGACUUCCACGGAGAGAUGGUUUUGUUGGAGAAUUAUAGCGCCCUUAACUAUACAGGUUUGGUCAAAAUACUCAAGAAGUAUGACAAAAGAACUGGUGCCCUCAUUCGCUUGCCCUUCAUUCAAAAGGUCUUGCAACAGCCCUUCUUCACCACUGACAUGCUCUACAAGCUUGUGAAGGAGUGUGAGGCAAUGCUGGACGGACUUUUCCCCAAGUGUGAACCACCAGCUUCAACAGUGGUAGCUGAUGGGGAUGAUGAUCCUUCAACUUCUGACGCUACCAAUAACAACAGUCUGCUCAGAGUGCCAAAGGAACUUGCAGAGAUUGAGUAUAUGGAGAGCUUAUAUAUGAAGAGCACUAUAUCAGCACUACGGGUUUUGAAGGAAAUUCGGAGCGGAAGCUCAACUGUUGGCCCUUUGUCAUUGCCACCACUGCAAUUUAGUGCAAUUGAGGAAACAUGGAAUAAAGUUCCAGUUCUGGAACAAGUUGCCAAGUAGUUGUAUUUUGAGGAAGGAAUUGUGAUGAGUGUUUCCCAUUGUUUCUUAUAUUUUCCUUUUUAUUCUUCUUCUUUUUUUUUUUUUUUUUUUUUUAAUGCAUCUAUUAUGAUGCCUUAGAUACUAACACGGAUGUAAAAUGCUAAACUCGACCUGAAAUGAAUUCAAUCGAAUCAUAAGUUCUGUAUAA